UUAUUUUGAAACUCGAUUAGGAAACUCCACCGGAAGUAUCUUACUGUGGCUAGCGUCACAUGAUCUGCUCAGCGUAGUUCACACUGUCAAACAAAGAAGACAUGUCCAAUCGCAGGGUCCUGGUGUUCCCGUCUGCGGCGGAGCUGGGUCCGGCGCUGGCUCGUCUGGUGACCGUGCGGGCGGACCAGGCGUGCGGGUCGGCCAGGGGCCGUUUCUCUGUGGGCGUGUCGGGCGGCAGCCUGGUGGCCAUGUUAGGCAAGGAGCUGACCUCCCUGCCCGACCUGGACUGCAGCCGUUGGCUCGUGGGCUUCUGCGACGAGAGAGUGGUCCCGUUCAGCGAUCCGGAAAGCACCUACGGGCUGUACAAGGAUCAGCUUUUCUCCAAAGUCAAUAUACCUGAGAGUGGAGUUCUGGCCAUCAACCCAAGUUUACCUGUGCGAGAGUGUGCAGAGGACUACGCUCGCAAACUGAGCGAGAACUUCCCCGGUGAGGCAAUCCCUGUUUUUGACCUGCUGCUCCUGGGGAUGGGUCCCGAUGGACACACCUGCUCACUCUUCCCAGACCACCCCCUGCUGGAGGAGAGCCAGAAGACGGUGGCCCCCAUCAGCGACUCGCCCAAGCCUCCCCCUCAGCGCGUCACCCUGACACUGCCCGUGGUCAACGCUGCACGCUGUGUGGCAUUUGUGUCAACAGGGGGCAGCAAAGCCUCUGUGCUGAAGCGGGUCCUGGAGGGUGGGGAAGGCCCAGUUCUGCCUGCAGCAAGGGUGGCCCCUGGCAAGGGAGAGCUCCUCUGGCUCCUGGACGAGCCAGCCGCGGCCUCCCUGACCCUCCAGGUGGAGAGGCCAGCUCCUGGUGCACACAUCUGAAACACCACCAAGGGGAGCCAGAGAGAGGAACUUGACAUCUGUAGGGACGUUAGAAGAGUACUAAGCACUUUUGCACUGAUGGUUCUGAAAGCAAAUGUGAACUCCUUGAAAUCGACACAAAAGAAAACUUGCAGUGAGGGGGGUAUAAUUAUGUGUUGCACACAGAAGUGAAGCUCGUGGACCGUGUUAUUUCCAGUAGAUUUUUUCCCCUGUUUUGUCCAUCUGGUUGUUCAUUUGGCACUUAGCGGGAAAGGUUCUGGACAAAAUAGGAAGACUUAUUUUUGAAUCCAUUCCAUUUAAAUUUUUUUAAAUUUAUUUUUAGGCUGUGCAGUGCUGAAAACGAGAGUGCCCUGGAAUAAACAGCCAUGUUUGAAAAUGCACUCUGGUUCUCACUCACAGGUUUCUCAGUUCUGAAAAGCUGUUUAAAUCCUUUAUUGAUUAAUUAUUUUUUUACUCUCGACCUGAAUAAACAGACGUUUUUUCCCCCCUGUA
Molecule: messenger RNA, 1358 nt
Organism: Anguilla anguilla (European eel)
Lineage: Eukaryota; Metazoa; Chordata; Actinopteri; Anguilliformes; Anguillidae
Gene: pgls
Product: 6-phosphogluconolactonase
Exons: 6
Coding region: 102-866 (254 amino acids)
Biological process (GO): pentose-phosphate shunt; carbohydrate metabolic process
Molecular function (GO): 6-phosphogluconolactonase activity
Source: RefSeq, a predicted model, not a curated record